UGUGAUUUGAUCGUAAGGACUUGUUUACAAUAUCAAAAACAAACAAACAAACAAACAAACAACACAUAAGAGUUCGCCGGAUUUCUCCGGAUCACAACAACAGUCGCACCAUCCGGUCCGUCCGCUAAAUCCGUCCACCUCUCUGUCUGUCUCGUGUGCAGUGUUUGAAUGGGAUGUGCGCGCGCGGCGAUAGUUAAUUUAACUAAAUUAACGUCUCUGAUAAACUCGAGCAAACCCGCGAGUGUUUUACGACCCUUCGGUUCACACGGUAACAGCUGCUGUCUGCUCUCAGGAGGCGUCACCGUCACAGAGACACGACACAUGUCCAGUGAAGCCAAGAGGCUCUGCACCGAGACCAACAUGAAGAUCGGAACCCACAACGGAACCUUUCACUGUGACGAGGUUCUGGCCUGUUUCUUCCUCCGGCAGCUACCUGAGUACAAGGAUGCCGAGAUCAUUCGGACCAGAGAACCGGCACAGCUGGCAGAGUGUGACGUCGUUGUAGAUGUGGGAGGAGAGUUUGACCCAAAGAAGCAUCGCUAUGACCAUCAUCAGAGGACUUUUGCAGAGACCUUUCACAGCCUGUGUCCAGAGAAGCCAUGGGUGACCAAGCUCAGCUCAGCCGGCCUGGUCUACCUGCACUUUGGUCGUCAGCUGCUCGCCCAGCUGACGCAGCUGAAGGAGGACGACAGGCAGCUGGAGGUGCUCUUUGACAAGCUGUAUGAGAACUUUGUGGAGGAGGUGGACGCCAUAGACAACGGCAUUUCACAGUACGACGGGGAGGCCCGCUAUGCCGUCUCGACCACGCUGAGCGCACGUGUCAGCCACUUGAACCCACGCUGGAACAGCAAGAGUCAGGACACUGAGGAUGGCUUCAGAAAAGCUAUGAAAAUGGUUGGGGAGGAGUUCCUGGACCGUUUGGAGUUCUACCAGUCCGCCUGGCUGCCAGCUCGUACGGUGGUGGAGAAUGCCGUUAAGGAGAGGCAUCAGGUAGAUCCCAGUGGGGAGGUGCUUUUGUUCUCCCAGGGCGGGUGUCCCUGGAAGGAGCAUCUGUUUGCCCUAGAGAAGGAGCUCCAGGUGGAGAUGCCCAUCAAGUUUGUCCUUUACCCCGACCAGAAUGGACAGUGGAGGGUCCAGUGCGUCCCUGCUGGGCUCAACACUUUCCAGAACAGGCUGUCACUGCUAGAAGAGUGGCGCGGUGUUCGCGAUGAAGCAUUGUCGAAGCUCAGCGGGAUUAAGGACUGCAUCUUCGUCCAUGCUGGAGGUUUUAUUGGCGGGAACAAGACCCAGGAAGGAGCCCUGGAGAUGGCCCGAAGGACUCUGCAGGCCGCCGCCAAGUCCCCUGCGAAUGGAAGCAGCUGAAGGGUUAGAGAAGAUAGUCAACUGCACAUUUCGUUCUCGGGAUGGGGAAGGUAUGGAAGUGGCAGCCAAUUAACCUUGGAGCAGUUCCCUAAAUACCUACUUAUAUCCCAACACAGACUGACUCUGAAUUGUAAUGUUAAGUCAUGUUACUCUUCUCUGUUCCUGUCUUCGUACAUGUGGCUUUGUUUUGUUUCAUUUGCAAUAAAAGACUAUUUGGGUUAUA
Molecule: messenger RNA, 1585 nt
Organism: Larimichthys crocea (large yellow croaker)
Lineage: Eukaryota; Metazoa; Chordata; Actinopteri; Sciaenidae
Gene: myg1
Product: myg1 exonuclease
Exons: 8
Coding region: 169-1362 (397 amino acids)
Cellular component (GO): cytoplasm; nucleus
Source: RefSeq, a predicted model, not a curated record